UUCUACCCAGUGGAAUCUCAUCGUACCUAGAUUUUAAGAUGAUGUGUCGUUUCUCUGUUUCAGCUUUGCCCCAUCUCCCUUAACUUUUCACUCAAAUCAAGCCCCUCCCUCUCCUUCGUCUUCCACCUCCUCUCCAUCUCCUGGCAACGAUCGUCAUCAUUAUCUGAAAACUGCUACAGUACUAGGAAGAUUUGAGAGCCAAAAAAAAUGCUAAAAUCAAAAUCCAGGGACCUCCCAGAUUGUCCAUGUUCUAAUCCACCCAACAUAAUCCGCCCGAGUGCUCCUACACCAAAUCACUCUCUCUAUCUCUCAAACCUUGACGACCAAAAGUUCCUCAGAUUCUCCAUUAAGUAUUUUUAUCUGUUCCGCAAAUCAGUGAGCUUUGAUGCGUUGAAGCUUUCUUUGUCCAGAGUUCUCGUGGAUUACUAUCCAUUAGCUGGAAGAUUGAGGGCCAGCGAUGAAGACCAAGGGAAGCUCCACGUGGACUGCAACGCAGAAGGAGCUCUUUUCGUCGAAGCAUUCAUGCCCAUCACCGCCGAUGAAUUACUAGAAUCUUCCAACAUGCCAAACAAGUCCUGGAGGAAGCUCUUAUUUAAGGUGGAAGCUCAGAGUUUAUUGGACGUUCCUCCUCUUAUUGUCCAGGUGACGGGUCUCCGAUGCGGAGGAAUGGCGGUGUGUACCGCCAUCAACCACUGUAUAUGCGAUGGCCUGGGCACAUCGCAGUUUUUAAACGCCUGGGCCCACCUCACCACAUCGCCGAAUGGUGAUCUGCCGAUACUGCCCUUUCAUUCUCGAAACAUCCUCAAGCCUCGGAAUCCUCCUCAGGUGAAGUUUUCUCACUCGGGAUACACAAAAACUAACUCCUCAUCAUCAUCAUCAUCUCAGGUGGACCUGGUAAAGUUAUUGCAGUCGCAGACCCUCGUGGCUACGUGCUUCACUUUCACCUCUUCUCACCUUCUUCAUCUCAAGAAGCAGUGCGUCGUAAAGUGCACGACCUUUGAAGCUCUGGCUUCGCACACGUGGCGCUCCUGGGUUCGAUCGCUGGACCUAUCCCCCGCCCUCAAUGUGAAGCUCCUCUUCUCGGUCAACGUUCGCAAAAAGCUGAGCCCAGAAAUCCCUCAGGGGUAUUAUGGGAACGGAUUCGUGUUAGGAUGCGUGGAGAGCACAGUAGAGGAGUUGCUGGAGACCGGCCUGUGCAAUGGCGUGAAACUGGUGCAACAAGAGAAGGCAAGGCUGGACGACGGGCAAGUGAGGUCAAUGAUUGAUUUGUUGGAGGACAAAACAGUAAAAACGGAUCUAUCGGCCAGCUUGGUAAUAUCACAGUGGUCGAAGCUAGGGUUAGAAGAGUUAGACUUUGGAGGAGGGAAGGCACUGCAAAUGGGGCCUUUGACCAGUGAUAUUUACUGCUUGUUUUUACCGGUGGUGGGUGAUUCUGAUGCGGCGAGGGUGAUGGUGUCAGUGCCGGAGGGCGUGGUUGAAAAAUUUGAGUUUUACAUGAAAGAGUAUAUUUGGGACAAAGAAGGGAACGGACAUGUUCAUAAUGGUUAUCAUCUCCUCAACAAAAUGGUUUUAUCUGAAUGACAUCGAUACCUUUAUGCUUUUUUCUUUUUAGAGCUUUAUUGAUAUGAAAUCCAAGGGUCGUAGAAUCUAUAUGUAAUAGAAUCUUAUGGAGUCACUGAGUUUGUGAGCACAUAAUUAAUGUAUAAAGGAAAAGAAGCAUUUGAUCUAA
Molecule: messenger RNA, 1729 nt
Organism: Neltuma alba
Lineage: Eukaryota; Viridiplantae; Streptophyta; Magnoliopsida; Fabales; Fabaceae
Product: fatty alcohol:caffeoyl-CoA acyltransferase-like
Exons: 2
Coding region: 208-1581 (457 amino acids)
Molecular function (GO): acyltransferase activity, transferring groups other than amino-acyl groups
Source: RefSeq, a predicted model, not a curated record